CCGUUCCAGCGGGUGAUCCAGAGCCAUGCAUUUAAUCUUCUAGAUAUAAACGACGCUACGUCGGAAAUCAACGUGGGAUUUCACACCUUUGAGGUUCCUCGUAUAGAAUCCGGGAAUCGACGCCGAUUCGAAACUGCUGAAAAUUUGACAGACGCCCAAUAUGAAAUUGCAUCCCUGACAACAGAUGUGGAGGAACUGAAAGCCGGCUGGACAGCCACGGACAUUGCUGUUGCUGAUCUUAUGAGGGAUUUGAAUGUUGCAAGAGAGGAAGCGUUGGCAUCCAAUGUCCGGAUUGCGGAACUGGCAUCGACAUUGAAUGUGGCUACGCUACUGAACUGGGACAGUUCAAUAGGAGCAAUGCCAGGAUCCUGUGCGGAUUUGAGGCGAAUUGAACACGUCAAGAAUGGAAUUCACUUGGCUAUGGGGGAGAAAGGCGUUGAAAGCGUUUAUUGUGACUUUACUUCAGAAGGAAAGAACCGUUGGAUUGGAUAUGCUGAUGUCAAAACGGCGCCGGUGUAUUUCUCCGUGCAAAGAACUAGUCGAUUUAACAAAACCAACGUUCCAAUUCCAUUUGAUCUCGCGAAAUCCGCUAUCGGAAACGCCAUGAAUUUGACGUCGGGAAUUUUCACUGCACCCAAAACGGGCACCUAUUUUUUCAUUUUCAACGGACUGGUUGAAUUCGAUGAAACCUCCAACGUCAUCCCUUACCUGGCCGUUGGUCUUUUCCUCAACAAAUCGGGUAACAGAAUCGCCUUGGCUUUGACGGAAGAGGCUUACACUGUGAAAGACCAGUAUAGAGGCCAACGUGCUCCAUUGGCCCUUCAAACAACAAUUCGGCUGCAAGAAGGAGAUCAGGUUUGGUUGGAAAUCUUGGCCCAAUCACGGGAACGGUAUCUCUCUUUGAUAACACAAACAAUCACUCGGCUUUCACUGGAUGGCUGA
This is a messenger RNA of Daphnia magna, 942 nucleotides long. RefSeq lists its product as uncharacterized. Gene Ontology annotation, molecular function: protein binding. The coding region runs from base 241 to 942 and encodes 233 amino acids. The transcript has 6 exons. Lineage: Eukaryota; Metazoa; Arthropoda; Branchiopoda; Diplostraca; Daphniidae. The record is from RefSeq and is a predicted model, not a curated record.